Sitophilus oryzae (rice weevil) is the source of this 4029-nucleotide messenger RNA. RefSeq names its product probable multidrug resistance-associated protein lethal(2)03659. Gene Ontology annotation, molecular function: ATP hydrolysis activity; ABC-type transporter activity; ATP binding. The record is from RefSeq and is a predicted model, not a curated record. Gene Ontology annotation, biological process: transmembrane transport. Lineage: Eukaryota; Metazoa; Arthropoda; Insecta; Coleoptera; Curculionidae. The transcript is spliced from 9 exons. Gene Ontology annotation, cellular component: membrane. Bases 143 to 3913 code for a protein of 1256 amino acids.
UUCAGAAUUUUUGAAGCUUUUUGUUUGUGGUGGUGAUCGCGUGGUAGUCAGUUGUGAAAUAUUAGCCUUACUUAAGAAAAUUUCGUAAACGUAUACGGGGUGAAAUUUAGUGAUAUAGUGAAUGGAAAAAUAGCGUAGGAAGAUGGAUUUUUCGGGGAAGGAAAUCCGAAAACAAAACCCUAAAGAAAAGGCGAAUAUAUUUUCGCUUUUAACAUUUAUAUAUACCAGGAAAAUUUUUGGUAAAGCUCUAAAGAAUGACUUGGAAGAAGAGGAUCUGUACGAGGUCUUGAAAAGUAUGAACUCGGACAAAUGCGGAGAAAAAAUUGAGAAUCAAUGGAAGACCGAACAUUUAAAGGAAACGCCGUCCUUUGCACGAAUGGUGUGGUCAAGGUUUGGAAUGAAAUACGCGUUCAUAGGAUUUUUACUUUUUAGUCACAAAAUUUUUAAUCUCGCUGUAGAACCUUUCUCCAUGAGCAGCCUGGUGGCCUGUUACAAAACCCACAACACUUGCACCCAAACCGACCUCUACAUCUACGCUGCUACCGUAGUGGGCAUCAACGUUUUCAACUGCUUCUUCUGGCACAACUACAUCAUCUACGUCCAAGAGUUUGCGAUCAAGAUCAGAACGUCGUUCUGCUCUUUGGUCUACAGGAAGGCUCUGAAACUCACUCCAUCUGCUAUGAACGAGAUCAGUUUGGGGAAUAUCGUGACUUUGAUAACAAAAGACGUGCAUGUUUUUGAGGAAUCGAUUUGGUUGUUCAACGAUAUGUGGAUCGGGAUUGUGUCUUCCACGUUCAUCUGUUAUUUGCUUAUUAAUAAGAUGGGAUGGAUUGCUUUAAUAGGAAUAUCAUUUUUGAUUGUCGUUAUUCCUUUACAAAUUUUCAUCGGAAAAUGGAUUACCACUCUUCGUUUGAGAAUUGGCAAGAAAACGGACGAAAGAUUACAAAUCACUCAGGAAAUACUGUCAUCCAUCCGAAUUAUAAAGCUGUACACCUGGGAGAAGUUCUUCAACAACGAAGUCAACGACAAAAGAAAGAAAGAAGUAAAUAUAAUGCAAAUCACCUUCUACCUCAAGUCAGUACUUGUUUGUCUAGGUAUUCUAGCCUCCAGGCUAGGGUUUUAUAUCCUCAUUGUUGCGUACGUUUGGUUAGGAUACAUACCAGACGCCCAACUAGUUUAUUACGUUUUCACGUUAUUCAACCAACUAAGGUGGUUACUAGGAGUUUCGAUUCCAAUGGGAAUGGGCCGGGCUGCUGAACUUCUGGCCGCAAUCUAUCGAAUUAACCGAGUUUUGAAAGCAGAAGAGCUCCAAAAAGAAAAUGACCAUUAUGACCCCACAGUCAAACCGAAACUUUUAUUACAAAAUGCAACUGUAACCAUUAAUACUAGACUUGCUUUACAAGACGUUUCUUUAGCAAUAGAUUCGGGAUUAAACAUCGUUACAGGGCCUGUAGGCUCUGGAAAGAGUUCUUUAUUGAAAGCUUUCCUUCAAGAUUAUCCUCUAGAAAGUGGAAGUAUCAGCACAAUUGGGAGAAUUUCAUACGCGUCUCAAGAUCCCUGGCUGUUUCCAUCUUCAAUCAAGCAAAACAUUCUUUUUGGUGAAAAGUAUAACAAGACUAGGUACGAGGAAGUGGUUAAAGUCUGUGCUUUAACGUACGAUCUAAAUAUUCUAGACAAAGGUGAUCAAACCAUUGUAGCUGACAACGGUAUAAAUCUUAGCAAAGGUCAGCAAGCUAGGGUUAACCUAGCCAGAGCAAUUUACAAAGAAAGCGAAAUUUAUCUGUUAGAUGACUCCUUAACCGCCUUGGAUGCGCAUGUGCAAGACUUCAUUUUUGAGGAAUGUAUAAAGAAAUUCUUGAGAGACAAAAUUGUGGUGUUGGUGACUCAAACAGUGCACCACAUUGCUGAUUGUGAUAAUGUAAUUAUUAUGGAGCAUUCAAAGAUAAAGUCAUCAGGAAGUCCUACUAGAAUUUCUAUGGAGGAACUUACGCAACUGAUAGGUAGUGAUGACGAAAUGGAAAAAGAAGUUAUAGAGGAAUCGAAUGAAAGUACUGAUACAAAAGAGGAAAAGAAAGAUGAAAGCGAUAAGUUGCUGGAGACUGAACAAACGACGAAAAGGAAAAUAUAUCACGAGGAGAAGAAGAAAGGCGAUGUUAGUUUUAGGAUAUAUUGGAAGUAUUUUACAUAUGGAGGUGGGCUAUGUUUGAUAUCAGUUAUUGCUGUAAUUUUCAUAGUGGCGCAAGGUACUGAAACGUACGGUGAGAAACUAAUCGCAAUGUGGAUUGAUUCUCAACAAUUAGAAGUAGAUCUUAAACAGGAAAACCAAACUGACACUCAACAAUUUGAAGAUGCCGUAGCCAAUAAGAACUUUUACAUAAAAUUGUAUUCGGCAAUGAUCGGCUCCUCUAUCAUUCUGUUGCUGGUUAGAGCAUAUAUGUUGUUUGAUUUUUGUCGCAGGGCAUCCAUUAAGUUGCACAAAGUGAUGUCCACGACCGUAAUCAACGCUAUUAUGUCUUUUUUCGACACUCACUUUAUUGGAAAUGUAUUGAACAGGUUCUCGCAGGAUCUAAUUAAUAUUGACGAGUUUCUUCCUCAUACUAUUUCAGAAGCAAUGAGGGUAACUAUAUCAAUAGCUGGAAUCGUGGUUAAUGUUUCUCUAAUCUAUUGGCAUUUCCUAAUACCGGCAUCGGUAUUAUUUGUGCUUACCUUUGUGGUUAGGAGAAUUUAUAUGCCAACUGGACGUAGCUUGAAGCGACUUGAAGCAGCAACUAGGAGUCCAUUAGUAGGCCAUCUAAACGCAUCUUUGGAAGGUUUGACUACCAUAAGGGCUUACAAGGCAGAAGACAUUUUAAAAGAAGAGUUUGACAGACACCAAGAUUUAUAUACAUCAGCACAUUAUAUGCUGAUAUGCACUAUGAGAGCUUUUGGAUUCUCCUUAGAUUUCUUAUGUUCCAUCCUAAUUGCUUUGGUUAUUUCCAGAUUUGUCUUUUUCGACAAUGGUGCCAGUGCCGGAAACGUCGGCUUGGUUAUAUCGCAAGUCUUCAUGUUGGCUGGCAAUGUCCAGUGGGGUGUACGGCAAUGGGCUGACCUAGAAAACCAAAUGACUUCAGUCGAAAGAGCAUUAGAAUACACCGAAAUCAAACAAGAGAAGAAGGAAGGCAGCAAGAUCGAUAACUGGCCAACCGAAGGCCAAAUUAGAUACGAAAAUGUUUCUUUGUCGUACGGUAACAAAGAAAAUGUCUUGAAAAAUUUAAACUUUGUUGUUGAACCAACUCAGAAAAUUGGAAUUUGCGGUCGAACAGGCGCAGGAAAAUCAUCCAUCAUUUCAUCGUUGUUUCGUUUAUAUGAAGUUAAAGGAAAAAUACUUAUUGACGGUAUCAAUAUUAAGCAUUUAUCAAUUGAGUUCUUAAGACAAUCUGUCGCCAUUAUUCCUCAAGAUCCCGUUUUGUUCACCGGCACUGUCAGAAGUAACAUUGAUCCGUAUCACAUCUAUUCCGACGAAGAAAUUUGGAAAUUACUUGACAAGGUCCAUUUGAAAGGAAGUAUACUUACUCUAUCCAUGCCUAUUAACGAAAAUGCUCCAGCUUUGAGUUCUGGACAAAGACAAUUGAUUUGUUUAGCCAGGGCGAUCAUUCGGAGAAAUAGAAUCGUUGUUCUUGACGAAGCUACUGCCAAUAUGGAUCCUAAAACCGAUGCCAUGCUGCACGAUGCUAUUAAAGAAAAUUUUGCUGGCUGUACCAUAAUAUCCAUCGCACAUAGACUACACACUAUUAUCGAUUCGGAUAAAAUUAUGGUGUUGGAUAGAGGAGAAAUUAAGGAAUUUGAUUCACCAGCAAAGUUACUGGCUAAUAAAGAUGGGAUGUUUUACAAGAUGGUUGAACAAGCUGGGUUAACGCAUCACUUAAAGGGCUGAAUGUAUAAAAGAUAUAUUUUAAGAAAGUUUUCAAUUUUUUUAUUGUUAUGGAAUAUUUAUUAUCGGUAGAUAUUACAUUAAUAUUUUUUAGAUGUAAAUAAAAUGUAUAUUUGUUA